GUUUGUGCAAUAAUUUACCAACAGGAGCAGUUGGCAGUAGUUAGUAUGUCUUUUAAAAUGAUACAUGUCAUUUCAUAGCAUGGGCAGGUAAGCAAACAAAUCAAUCUCUCUCUCUCUCUACACACUCUCUCUCUACUCUCUCUCUCUAGUUCUAGCUUAUACUAGUGUUGUCUGUAAUCUAUAAAAGUUAGAUUUUUAUGCUACCUUUAGUGUUUAUGGUUACUACCCAAUUGGUGAAAUUGGUUUUUAUUGUCCAAUUUAUAUAACAUUUGAUUCUUCUAAGACCUAAUUCCUGUCCCUUUCACUUUCAGUUUCCAUAGUCAUUGCAGGAUUUGAGUACUAUUUCAUACUUUUACUCUUUGUUUCUUCUUGGAUUCCAAUUCCAUUAUUUAUUAUCAUCACCAAUUUCACUUUCAACUUUUUCUACCUAUUAACUGUUUGUUAAAUUGCCUCACUGAAUAAUAAUAAUCUUGCUUAACAUCAACCAAAGUUGGAAAUUGUUGUGUUGAUGUGUUGUGUGUGGACAAAGGAGAAAAGGGAAUCUGCUUUAUAUGUAAUUUGAUGAGCUGUUGUUUGUUAUAUAUAGCUAAUCUAAUCUCAGUGUCUAUGUCAUCUACUUUAUGCUCUUAACAAGACUGAAAGGUGAAACCUUUCUUGUCUCAGAGAGGAACAAUUUUUAUUAUUUUCUCUUCAUUAGUCUUUGAUUUGAUCCUAGGGUUUUUGAAAGGAAGAAGUGAGGUGAGGUGGUAUCUGUAUCUGUAUCUGACUAGUUAGAUUAUAUUCCAUUUUAUGAGAAGAAGGUUUUUUUCUUUCUUUCUUUUACUUUAACUUCCUCUCAGUCCUAUAAAGCUGCAAAAUUAUUUGUUCCUUGUUUAGUCCUGCAAGAUAUCUCUUGAGCCAAACUUAGUCAACAUUCACUUUCCCUUUAAUCAUUUUUAUGCAUUUCUUGAGCCAACUGCUGAGUCAGGAUUGUUCUAAUCAAUUGAUAUAUAAAUAUAGAAACUAGAAAGAGUGAGACAUAGAAAAGGUGUUAUUUGCUUGGUUGAAUUGAGAUUGAGAUGGGUGGUGAGGAAAAUACAAUGGAGUUUCAACAUGGAAAUGAGAACAUUAUGACUUCAGAAAUGGAUAUUAGUUCUGUAUCCAAUAUGGCUAAGUCUUCUUCAGAGGUACCUAAUCAUCAUCAUUUCCUGGGUUCUUCAGCUUGGGAUAAUCCACUUAUUUCAUUGAGUCAGGCUCAUACUUUUGGAGGUUCUUCAAUGGUUUCUCACAAUGAUUUUGCUAAUGCAAAUUCAACUUAUAACCCUCUUGUUUUGGAGAAUCAAGGAAUGAGUAGCACCUCUCAUCUUGUUCAAUACUCAAAUCUUGGAGGCAUGAUCCACAAGAUUCCUUCCUAUGGAAGUGGAAGUUUCUCAGAAAUGGUUGGUUCCUUUGGCCAACACGGGUCAGGUGGUGAUCAUGUAGCUAACACAUCAGGGUAUCCAAUUCCACCACAACAUUAUAAUCACAUCAAAGAUGCUGGAAACCAAAGGGGACAUUUUAACGGCGAACAAUCUCAAGUUGAGGACUCAGUUCAUGAGGAUGGAGGUACAGGAUCUGCACCUGGUAGUGGAAAUAGAAGAAAAAGAGGAAUUGAUCAAAAUUCCACUUUCAGUCCAAACAAGAAUGCUGAGGGUGAUGGAAUGAAGGAUUCUCCAAGGAAGAUCUCUGAUGGAUCAAAAGAAGCUGAAAAGAAACCAAAAGUUGAACAAUCAGGGAAGCAAACUAAAGACAACUCUCCGAGUGGAGAUGCUUCUAAAGAUAAUUUCAUUCAUGUUAGAGCUAGAAGAGGUCAAGCCACCAACAGCCACAGUCUUGCAGAAAGGGUUAGAAGAGAAAAGAUUAGUGAACGAAUGAGGCUGCUUCAAGAACUUGUUCCAGGAUGCAACAAGAUAACUGGCAAAGCAGUAAUGCUAGAUGAGAUAAUAAACUAUGUGCAAUCACUGCAACAACAGGUUGAGUUUUUGUCCAUGAAACUUGCCACUGUGAACCCCGAACUGAACUUUGAUGUAGAGCGGCUCUUAUCAAAGGAUAUUCUCCAGUCACGCAUAGGACUUGGAAUCGGUGGAUUUGUUCCUGGUAUGAGUUCCUCUCAUCCAUUCCCAAGUGCAAGUUUCCAGGGAAACAUGUCUGGCUUGCCUAGUUCAUCAACACAGUUCCCUCCUUUGCCUCAGAAUGCUUUGGACCAUGACUUCCAAAACUUUUAUGGAAUGGGAUAUGAUUCCAAUACAGCACUUGACAAUUUGGGUCCCAAUGGGAGGUUGAAACCAGAGCUAUAGUGUGUUGAAUAUAUAGUCUUGUUUCUACAACAGAACACUUUUCGAAUUUUCCUCUUGACCGCACAAUUUAACUGAAGUUGGAAAAAAAAUAGAGGGAGAAAAGAAAAAUAAAGGUUUUAGUUGUAUAGGAUCUUAAUCUUAAUACCUAACUAUUGGCUCUUCGAAUUUUUAGUAGAAGAUGACUGUGUUAGAUUUAAUAUCAUUCGGAAGAUGAGUUGCGCAUAUUGUGUGAAUGUGUGUAAAAUCUAGAUCAUUAAGAACAAAUUGCAAGGGUAUUAUUGUUUAUUGGUAUGGAGGGCAUUAUUUGAGGAGAGCAUGUGAGUAAAGUGUAUGCAACUAUCAUUACUUCUGUGAAAUUAUGUAUAGAGUUGCAAGGCUUGGAUUUUUGAAGAUGUGUUCAAAAUUUGUUUUGGGUUAGGUGAUGUGUGCAUUUUUUUAAGGGUUUCUUGCUGUUCUUGUAUUGUUCUUUUGAAAAGAAAAUGUAAUGAAUGAAGAGAUUCUUAAGUUCAUACAUGGAUGAACAUGUUGCAACUUACUUGUAUGAGUAUUGUAGAGAUUGAGUAAACCAGUGCUCAUAGUCAUUGUUAUUAGUCUAUCUCUUAAUAUCGUAAAAAUUUUCUAUUUCUUUUCUUUCAA
This is a messenger RNA of Trifolium pratense (red clover), 2951 nucleotides long. Its product is annotated as transcription factor bHLH74. Gene Ontology annotation, molecular function: DNA-binding transcription factor activity; protein dimerization activity. Gene Ontology annotation, cellular component: nucleus. The transcript is spliced from 8 exons. Lineage: Eukaryota; Viridiplantae; Streptophyta; Magnoliopsida; Fabales; Fabaceae. The record is from RefSeq and is a predicted model, not a curated record. Gene Ontology annotation, biological process: regulation of DNA-templated transcription. The coding region runs from base 1059 to 2315 and encodes 418 amino acids.